CAUAGCACGCCCACUGUCGCGUCAUCGUUACUCGCCUCCCGUCACAAGGCUAUAUAAGAAGUGUUUGGUGUACCUUUGCCCCGCGGUGGCUCUCUCUAACCUGCGAUUCCGCUGGAGAUAAUACAGAUAAGGGUGUAGUGCCUGGGAUUAUCUAAUCAGUUAUUAAAGAACGGUGUAACGGGGAGACAGCGCACCGAGAGCUCGGUGGAGAGACGAAAGGCGAGGAAGGAGCGGUUGGCCUCUAUAGCAAAUUUUAGCUGUUACUGCAAGCGGAAUGGGUUUCAUUCAAAAGGUGGUAACGUUUAUCAUUCUUCGGACUGUGUCUCUGUGUCUGUCGAUCCCCAUCAUCCUGAGGCUGGUGUAUCAGAGGUGGAAGGUUGGCAAAAGCUUUUUCUAUGUGAAACCUCGGCCUACUCCGCCGCCCAUUCUCAGCGACAAGAAGUGGGGAACGCACAGCUACGUUACGCUCAAGAGCCAGGGCAUCAAGUUGCACUACGUGGAGGCAGGGGACAGGAACAGGCCCUUAAUCCUCUGCGUUCACGGCUUCCCAGAGUGCUGGUUCUCGUGGCGAAACCAGUUACAGGAAUUCUCUAGCAAAUAUUGGGUAGUUGCAGUGGACCUCCGUGGUUAUGGCUCCUCGGACAAACCUCCUGGACGCUCGAGCUACCAAGUCGACAAUAUGAUUGAGGAUCUGAGGCAACUCGUAGGGGCUUUGGGAAAGGAGAAGUGUAUUUUAAUGGCUCAUGACUGGGGUGCGGUGCUUGCAUGGCGCCUCGUAAUCCAGUAUCCAGACCUGUUCACGGGACACAUCAGCAUGAACGGCCCGCACCCUGGAGUAUUUGGCAAACAUUUAAGAAACUCUUUCAAGCAGAUCAGAAUGUCUUGGUACAUCUACUUCUUCCAAAUGCCUUGGAUUCCCGAGCUCGUAUUUCGCGCUGAGGAUCUUGCUGUCCUGACGCAGAUGUAUCGUGGCCCGAAGAACGACGUGGAUAAAUACCCUGAUGAAGUGAUUGAGGCCUACAAGUAUUAUUUCUCUCAGGAUGGAGCUUGGACGCCUCCUAUCAACUAUUAUCGUAAUAUUGAUUUUGCUGAUGAUUCGACGAAGAUUCCGAAGGUGAAGGUGCCAACCCUCAUCGUCUGGGGCACCGAAGACAUGGCUCUUGACAGACGCCUAGCGGAUCUGGCAGCAGAGGAAUGCGUAUUCGCCCGGGUAAAGUAUGUGGAAGGAGCAACACACUGGGUUCAGCAGGACAACCCAAAAGUUGUCAACAAAUUGGUCUGGGAAUUCCUUAACUCUGAUGAAUGGAUAUCUGCAUUUUAGGGUCGUUUGGUUGGUGUUUGUUUUUAUUACGCUUCCACUCUUCGUUAGCAUGAUAGUGUACCGUUUCACAGCAUUAAGUUCCUUUUGAAUUUUGUGUAGAUUGACAUUGCUAAUGGCCUUCGACGUCUCAGGAUGUAAAAAUGAAACUGUAUAAAAAUAAGUUUUUCUUUAAAAUGUAUGUGGUAUGGCGAUUAGCUAUAUUCUAUUAUUUUGCUAUUUUUCAAUACCAAAAUUAUACAUUGCAAUUUUUUUUAUCAUUAUUUAAAUGUUAUCCUCAAAAGCAGAGUUAUACCUGCCUACUUGCUUCCUGAUCAGCUUAACUGUAUAUAGCAUACAUAAGGUGUAUCUGAUUGUAAAUAUAUAUUCUUUAUUUUUAUAUUCCCUUUUUAUAGAGAGGGGAAAUUUCCAUAGUCUGUUCAGUAAGCUUAUGCUAGCCUUUACUUAAAUGCUAUAUUGACAACUGUUAAUGUCAUAAUAGUGAAUGGUGGUAAUUAUGCUUCCCAUCUGUAAU
Penaeus monodon (black tiger shrimp) is the source of this 1832-nucleotide messenger RNA. Its product is annotated as epoxide hydrolase 4-like. The record is from RefSeq and is a predicted model, not a curated record. Gene Ontology annotation, molecular function: hydrolase activity. The transcript has 8 exons. Lineage: Eukaryota; Metazoa; Arthropoda; Malacostraca; Decapoda; Penaeidae. Bases 275 to 1321 code for a protein of 348 amino acids.